This is a messenger RNA of Gossypium arboreum, 477 nucleotides long. RefSeq names its product early nodulin-20-like. NCBI's taxonomy places the organism in Eukaryota, Viridiplantae, Streptophyta, Magnoliopsida, Malvales, Malvaceae. The transcript has 2 exons. The record is from RefSeq and is a predicted model, not a curated record. The coding region runs from base 1 to 477 and encodes 158 amino acids.
AUGGCAUGCCAAGAUCUUCUUGUUUUCAUGGUUGUUGUUGGGGCAUUUGCUAUCGAAUCGUCACCUUCACCAGUCCCUCCCAAGGCAUCUUCACCUUCGAAGACACCAUCUCCUUCAUCUCCGGCUUCUUCCCUCAAGUCCCCCUCCAUUAAGUCAUCGUCACAAUCCUCUAAUGGCUCCUCUUUUUCACCAUCAAAGUCCGACGAAGGAGUACCCAAUUUAUCUCAUCCCAGAUCCCCAAAUAGCUAUUCAAGCUCUUCUUCCCCUAGCCCUAGUCAAAGCGACAACCCUAACACCAACAAAGGAUACUCUUCUGAGGUUGAGUCUCCCGAGGAGGAUUUAUUGGAUAUUGGUGGCUUGACCACAUCAUUGGCAGUAUCGUCUACAUCUUAUUGGCAGCUUGUCUACAUUAUUAGCGAUUUACUAGGAUUUACUUGCAGCUUAUCUGCAUUUUUGGUGGGUCAUCCACAUUACUGA